Molecule: messenger RNA, 510 nt
Organism: Orbilia oligospora ATCC 24927
Lineage: Eukaryota; Fungi; Ascomycota; Orbiliomycetes; Orbiliales; Orbiliaceae
Exons: 1
Coding region: 1-510 (169 amino acids)
Source: RefSeq, a predicted model, not a curated record
AUGCUGUGCGAGAUAAACUGCCUCCACCUCAAUUUUAGGUCGUAUCUUGCGUUGAACUUGAUGAAGCGAAGAGAUGAGCCUAUAACCUAUGAGAAUAGACGAAUUAAGACAACGGCACGGGGGGAUAUGGUCAGUAAAGAGGUAAAACUUGGCGUUGAUGAGCUUCCAGAUGCGACUGACUAUUCGAGUAUUAGGACAUUAGUUGACGCUAAUAGUGGGGUAGACGUUCUUGCUGCGGAGCGCACAGAAAUAUUAAUAUCUAUCGGUAUCGAUAUAUCGGAGUCCUGUGUAUUUAGCAAUUUACGAAGCGUCUAUGAUGACGUUUUGCAAGAUGCUUUAGACGGAGUCUGGACGUUUUAUUCGGUGAAAGUUAAAUCAAUGGAGGACCCCAUUUUAUCCUGUAAACCGAGGUCACGAAAAGUCUUUCUAGUUAUUAUGGAGUCUCUUAACGAUGGGCGAAUGGCAAUAGGCUUUGAUCCCGAAGUUCUGGUUGGGCAAGCGCUUCGGUAG